ACUUUACCAACAGGCUUUCUAGAAUCGUCUAGUUCCAGUCCAACGAGGCUACCGUUAACCAAGAACGUCCCACCACCGCCGAGAUGGAGCGAUACACCAUAGACCCUGCUUCACAGCAUCCCAAUGCCCUAAGAGUAUUCAACAAGUUCAGUACUUUUCGGACCCCGUACAAGCUCAUCGAUGAUCAGCCGAUUCACGCGUUCUUGAUCGUCCCGGAUAAGCUCCCUUCCGGCCCACGACCGCUGCUCGUGCGGUUUCAUGGAGGAGGCUGGGUUGAAGGAGAAGCAGAGGCGUCUAUUCGCGCCUUCUUCCUCGAAUUAGCCCUUAAGCACGGGGCCGUAAUCCUUACCCCCGACUAUCGUCUGCGGCCCGAGCACCAGCUAACGGACGGAAUCGAAGACAUACAAUCAUUCUGGCAGUGGAUCGAAGAUGGUUCCGCCCAGCGGGUGCUCAAAGCCACCCUUCCAAACGUUACCAUCGACGCUAGAAACCUCAUGGUGGCUGGGGAGAGCACUGGUGGCUACAUCGCUACGGUGACGGCCCUGCUCCCCCUAAGCUCGCUGCCUAUCAAGGUUCUCUUCUUGCAGUAUCCUACCCUAAACAUGACCGACGUAACACGCGCCGAGAACAUCAGCGAGGCGAUGCGUCGGUCAGGUUUGUGGUCCGAGAGCGUGCCCUACUCCGAAGUUGAGGACUGCCUGGCGCACGCCGAGAAAGGCACACUGCGCACGAGGGCUAACUUUGGGUCGCGGAUGAGGCUGUUGAUGGGAAUGUUGCAGGCGGGCAAGUUCUGGGACGAAACGAGAGAUGCGGAAUGGUUGUGCCCUUUGCGGGCGCUGGAUCGCGCAGGGGCGUUGCCGCCAAUCUUGCUCUACCAUUCGAAGGUGGACGAGGUUCUCCCCUGGCAGCAUACCGAAGAGUGGGUAGCGAAGUUGAGGGGCGUCCAACCGGAUGUACCGCUUCUCUUAGCAUAUCAGCAAGGGGACCACGUCUUUGAUAAGGAUGACAAUAUGGAGACACCGUGGUUGCAGGGCCCAUUGGAGUUUGUGCAGAGGUAUUGGCCAGCCUCAGGUUGAAGGCUAAGGUGCGGACCCUGGGGAUGAAGAGAAACUCGUGGUGCUAUUUGAGGAUCUGCCGCCGUGUAACAAUGUGCACUUCGAGCUAGAACCAGCCGUAAUCAGGGCAAACAGCACUUCGCAAGGCAUACAGACAUCGCGA
Molecule: messenger RNA, 1218 nt
Organism: Chaetomium fimeti
Lineage: Eukaryota; Fungi; Ascomycota; Sordariomycetes; Sordariales; Chaetomiaceae
Product: Alpha/Beta hydrolase protein
Exons: 2
Coding region: 84-1076 (330 amino acids)
Biological process (GO): proteolysis
Molecular function (GO): serine-type peptidase activity
Source: RefSeq, a predicted model, not a curated record